UACGUCAAAUCCUCGCGCGCCUCUUCGCCACCGCGUUGUCUUGGCAACGCACCUGCAGCGUGGUGGCUGAAGCUGGGAGCACGGAGGAGAAAACACGGAGAGGACGAUGGAAGAGAGCGCCAGAGAGCUCGACACUGGCAGCGAGGCAGGAGGAGACGAUGCUUUGGUGGGAAAUGUGAGCAAACUGACAGUCACUCCUCCAGGAUAUACAGGAGCACCCAGGAAAGGACAUCUCAUCUUUGAUGCCUGCUUUGAGAGUGGUAAUCUGGGCCGUGUGGACUACAUCAGUGAAUUCGAGUUUGACCUCUUCAUCCGGCCCGACACAUGCAAUCCUCGCUUCAGAGUAUGGUUUAACUUUACUGUCGAGCAUGUCCGGGAGACGCAGAGGGUGAUCUUCAACAUGGUAAACUUCAGUAAGACGAAAAGCCUGUACAGAGAUGGGAUGGCCCCAGUGGUGAAGUCCACCAGUCGGCCUAAGUGGCAAAGAUUGCCAGCCAAGAAUGUGUAUUAUUACCGCUGCCCAGACCACCGGAGGAACUACGUCAUGUCUUUUGCCUUCUGUUUCGACCGAGAGGAUGACGUGUACCAGUUUGCCUACUGUUACCCCUACACCUACUCCCGCCUGCAGCACUAUCUGAGCAGCCUCGAGCAGCGGAACCUAGACUACCUAAAGAGAGAGCAGCUGGGCCUCAGUGUGCAACAACGAAGGCUUGACCUCCUCACUAUCACCAACCCAGCCCACCUGAACCCAGAGCGAGAGAAGCGUGUGGUUUUCCUCACAGCACGUGUUCACCCUGGAGAAUCACCUGCUUCCUUCAUCUGUCAGGGUGUUAUAGACUUCUUGGUCAGCCAGCACCCUGUGGCCCAAGUCUUGCGUGAUCAUGUGGUCUUUAAGAUUGUGCCCAUGCUCAACCCUGACGGUGUCUACCUGGGAAACUACAGGUGCUCUCUGAUGGGUUUUGACCUGAAUCGCCACUGGCAAGACCCUUCCCCAUGGGCUCACCCCACUCUCCACGCUGUCAAACAACUCAUCGUCCAGAUGAACCAGGACCCUAAGGUGAGCUUGGAGUUCUACAUUGAUGUGCAUGCUCACUCCACCAUGAUGAACGGCUUCAUGUAUGGUAACGUGUUUGAGGAGGAGGAGCGUGUGCAGAGGCAGGCCGUCUUCCCCCGCCUGCUGUGCCACAACGCACCAGACUUCUCUCUCUCCAGCACCUCAUUUAACCGUGAUGUGGUGAAAGCGGGGACUGGCCGGCGCUUUCUGGGGGGUCUGCUGGACGACACGUCCUACUGCUACACCCUGGAGGUGUCCUUCUAUAGCUACCUCGCUGCAGGCAGCACCACUCCUGUCCCAUACACAGAGGACAGCUACAUGAAGCUGGGGAGAAACGUUGCAAGGACAUUCCUGGAUUACUAUAAACUAAACAACCUCAUUGAUGACAAUAAAUUAUCAAGUCAUAUUAAGAGCGUGGAUAGCAUACCUCCUGGUCGCCAGGGGAGUAACACUGGAAACGGAAGGAAUCAAAAUGGGGGGAAAAGUGAAAGAAGAUUCCAAGGAGUCAGAGACUACUGAAGCACAAUAUAACACAUGUUCCCAAGUACAGACACGCAGCAUCUUCUGGACACUCAGGACAUGGACCCUUUAAAGAAAGGACAUAAAAUAGGCUAUCAUCAUUUACAAUCUGUCUCUGGACUCCAUGGUGACUCACCUGAUAUCGCCAUUGUCUUUAAGUCUCUACACAAAUACUUUAUUACUUUAAAGCAUCAAGCGUUGAAGGAUAAUGAUUGUUUUGAUUUGCCUUUUCUUGCCUUUUUGAAACACCAACAACAGUGUGCUUUGCCUUGCUUUUGGAGUUGCCUCUUAUCUUCAUAGAAGGUGCAUUUAAUUCAAUUGCACUUAUUCCUGUAAAGUGAUUGCAUGCAUUAUCUUCAGAGUGCUGUGUUUUGAGUUUAUCUUUAUUCUCUGGUACUUGUCUCGCUUGUCUGAAUGCAUUAAGAUUGUUUUUAUAAGGAGAAUGUGAUUACUGUGAUGGUUUAUUGUAUUUCAGAAUUGUAUUCAGGCUUCAGCCAACGCUUUUUAAUUUGCAAUUUAUGACUAAGUGCUUUUGUUCAAAGGCAGUUUUGAAAUUUCUGUUACAAAAACAAUCUUUUGAUUUCUCACUCUCGCAGCAUUAUCUCAGAAUGGAGACUGUCAAUGCAUUGUCUGCUGACAUCCACCAAGUUAUCAUACCAUACAUUAAAUAUAUACUGCAGUUUCUGAAUCUCCUAAAUACAAUUCGGCAAACUGUCUCUCCUUCCAUCUCUCACUCUCUUAGACUUGCAGGCUGGAGCAGGAUCACUCAGACUAUCAGUCAAGAGUGGCGUGAAGAGCAGCGUGUAUUUUUCAGGCCAGUCAUUCGGAAUAAGUGAGGCAAUCAGUCAGAACCAGCAUAAACAAAUGACUCGCAUUUUACAUGGUAGACGAGAAGAUGGAGAGAGCUAAUGCGAAUGAGAAAACACAUCCAUCUACAGAUUCUUACACACACCCACCUCGCAUGCCAGCACAUAAAAGCUGCUUUGCACCUCACCUCCCCACUGGGCUGUCAUCUUUUUUUACCUGUAUCUCGACCCAUUACUCCCUUUAGCUUGCAUCAGUAAACCAGGCACAUCAUGGCCUAAUUGUCCUUAUGCAGCUGUAAAUUGUUAAUACUUUCCCCCCUAUUCAACAUCGCCAUGUUCUAUUCUUAUACACCGAUUCCUUGGCAUUGUGAAUUCACCAUCAGGGUUCUUCAAGCACAAACCUUUCUGAAGCUCAAAACACUUCAUAGCACAAAAUAAAAUGGAAUGAAUUGGCCAUAUUCUAUAAAAUAGAGCUCUUUAAACCAUAAUGUACAGCAAUCAUUCACACUGUACAACUUUCAGACUAGGUAGAUCUGCGUUGUAUGCAACACUAUAAAUGACGUCUAUUUCCACAAGCCUCUGCAAGAAUUUAGUUUGUAUAUAGGUUUCCAGGGCUGCUUCUUAAAGACCCUAUGCAUCCAAAAAUGUGUUUAUUGGAUUGUGUAUUAUGGUUAUACAUCAUCAUAAAGGAAGAGACAGGUCACUGGUUGAAAUAUUAAUGGGAAAACUUGUAACACUCAACAAGCCCGUCUUCACUGUGGAGAUCUGCCCAAGUGCAGUAGCCAAAACAAACCGAAUAAACAUGUUUUUGUGUGUUACUGAGCCAAAUGCUACAAACUGUUUAUGAGGUUUUGUCAGAUUUUAAUCAGUGAUUUCAAAUAUGUUUUUAAAUUACUAAUUUGACUUUCAGUUUGGACUAUUUUGGUCUCUCCCUAUUCAAAGAAAUAUUAGACUGGUCUUGUAUGAGUCUGAGCUACUGAUGUCAAACCAGUGCUAGUUGUCUCCGUAUAUACUAUAUAUUUAAUCCUUGGUUAAGGGCAGCAUGAGCACCUGAGCCAAGAGGGAGAUAGAAACUGCUGCUCCUCCCGGCGUGGCCUCAGGCCUAAUCCAGCAGCCGCACCACUAGAAGUUAACCAGUAAAGCCAGAGUUAGUUUACCGAGAAGGCUUAAAUGGCUACACACACAACCACGCAGGUUCAUUCUGGCUCUUUGUAGUCUAAUGUGCACAAGUCUAAAGAACAAGGACUUAAAUCUGAGCGGGUAAACCUAUGUUUUUGUGUGUGGAGCUGUUAUCUUAAGCUUCUUUUAAUUCGGAUCCUUGUUGCACCAGUGGCCAGGGAUGGGGAAGUACCAAAGCAGCGUGCUACUUUUUCGUAGCUAGCUACACAUUUUAGUAGCUAGUAGCUAGUAGCUGUAGCGCCUACAAUUUUUGUGUAGCAGUCAUUGACUGGGCUGGUGGUGACUGUGUAAUCCUGGCUGAGCAGCGCUCAGCUCAAGCAGACAGGCACGCGCUGAUCACCCCUUACUAGCAGGCUUAACUCAAGGGUCACAACCAAAAUGUUAAUAAGAGCCGUUUUGUCCUUUCAGCAAAAAUUAAACCACCUUGGGAGAAACGACAUUUUCUGUCCGUUUUACCUUCUUGGCUGUAAGUAUGUCUCAGUAUGAGCUGAUAUACAGGCUAAAAAUAUAAAUGCAAACUCAGACUCACUUUAACCUUUAGCUUGGCUGUAGCCGCUUUUCUCACAUCUCGGGAAACUUCUCCACGGGUUUUUGUAAAAUGUCUCUCAAUGUUUGACUUUUUAUGAAGUUGAAGUCACUUCUCAUCCUCUUUCUUCUCAUUUGAGUUGUCCCGUUCCACCUUAAAUGGUGCAUGAGGCGCCAGAUUGUCCUGCUACGCCAUUUAAGGUGGAACGGGAGAAUUUGAAUAAAAAGCAAGAGAGAGAGAAGCGACUUAAGUUUCACGAGUUGCUGCAGAUUAAACAUAUCAGCAAACCAGAGUGAUUAUAAAUGUAAAUAAGUCCAUUUGUCUCCAAAUGACUGAUGUUCGUCUCUUUGCCGUUUCAUUCUCUGUGUUGCUGCUUGUCCAGUAUGCGCUGAUCUUCUGGAUUAAAGGGUGAAUUAGCAAUUCUA
Messenger RNA from Pygocentrus nattereri (red-bellied piranha), 4509 nucleotides. RefSeq names its product ATP/GTP binding protein-like 4 (gene agbl4). NCBI's taxonomy places the organism in Eukaryota, Metazoa, Chordata, Actinopteri, Characiformes, Serrasalmidae. The record is from RefSeq and is a predicted model, not a curated record. The transcript is spliced from 13 exons. The coding region runs from base 107 to 1573 and encodes 488 amino acids. Gene Ontology annotation, molecular function: zinc ion binding; metallocarboxypeptidase activity. Gene Ontology annotation, biological process: proteolysis.